Molecule: messenger RNA, 1686 nt
Organism: Amblyraja radiata (thorny skate)
Lineage: Eukaryota; Metazoa; Chordata; Chondrichthyes; Rajiformes; Rajidae
Gene: prima1
Product: proline rich membrane anchor 1
Exons: 4
Coding region: 31-411 (126 amino acids)
Source: RefSeq, a predicted model, not a curated record
CGAUCUUUGGUUGGGACUGGAACGUAGACCAUGCUGACUGCUGAGCUGCACUUUCUCCGCCUGUUGAGUCGCUACCUUACAAUGUCUCUGCUGCUUAUAUUUCAGCUAUCUCAGGGCGAGUUCCAGAAGUCAGUGUUGGACACCGGGACUGCCAGCUGCCGAGAGAUAUGUUCGUGUCGACCUCCCCCCUUACCCCCGCCGCCUCCGCCCCCUCCACCGCCCAGGCAAGCGGGCUCUCCAACUGUAAAACCAACUGAUUAUCCCCCAUUGAAGCCCUGGUGGACAGACAUGGUCAUUUUAAUUGCAGUGGGUUGUGCAACGCUUGCUUUCCUGGUGGUAGUUGUUAUUAUCUGCUACAAAGCAAUAAAAAGGGUCGGACCACUUCAACAGACUGAAAUGUAUCUUCAAUGAAGCAAAGGCCAGAUGGAUGUCUAAUUUAUGAACUAACUACAUUAUGGAUCAAGAUUAUCUGGAGCUAGGAAUUAAGUUACCAAUUUACGAGACUGCUUGAAUGUAAUUUAAUUAUGAACAUUUCUAAAAUGGAUCACCAGUUACCAAACUCUGAACAUAACAAAUCAAAAAACCUGCAUAAUAAUAUCACAUUAGUCAACAUCAUGAUGAAAUAGGAAAGUAUUGAUUAACAUUACAAAUAACUGGGUUAUUAAUUGAAAUUACCCUGGGCCACAUCAAGCUCAUCCCCUGUACAAUUCCUGUUGAUGAACAUGUGUUUCCACUCCCCUGGCCCAAUGAGGUCUAGUGGUCCUUGAGGUGCAACUUUGUCCUCAGAUUAGGAUCAUGAGGCUUUGCCUUCAAAUGGUGGUAAGUAUGUGAGUAGUGAAUAGGUGGUGGAGCUGCCAGAGGAGGUCGUUGAGGCAGGUAAUGUAACAGCAUGUAAAAGACAUGGACAGAUAUAUGAAAAGGAAGGGUUUAGAGGGAUAUGGGCCAAAUGCAGGCAAAUGGGACUUUUUAGAUGGGGCAUCUUGGUCGGCAUGGACGAGUUGGGCCGAAGGACCUGUUUGUGUGCUGCAUGACUAUGACUCCAAAUGCCUGAUGCCCAUUUCACAGGUCAUUCCUUUAAUUGGCCUUUGAACUGCUCUUAGGAGUAUCUGAUGUGAGAGAUUCAAACAUGGUUCAAAAGAUUUAAAUGAUGUCAAAAUAAUGGUAAUACAUUUACUUAUAAAUAGUUCCUGGUGCGAAUAAGUAAUUAAAAUAUUAAGUAAAAUAAAGGGAAUUUAAAAAAAUUGCUACAACCAUAAUCAAUGAUUCCAUUCAACUGAAUGGAUCACUCUAAUGUGUUGAGUCGUGGGGCCAGAAUUUAUGUGCAUCAGCUUCAUCACCUCAGGACAUUGAUCCUCUGCCCCUGGGUUCAAUUCUAAGUCCAGCAGCAACAUUUUUCACAAAUACAGUAAAUUAUGAAAAUAAUUACAUUUUAAAUAAUAGUGACCAAUUUCUGGACCAAUAGUGACCAAGAAUAAGACCAUUGGCAACAUGAAUAUUGCACAUUUAUUUUUGAAUAUGAAUUGAAGCAUGGAACUGAUCACAUUGAACUAAACUUAAAAUUGUUCCAAUUACAACAUUUUCUAAGUACCAUUGCACUCGGAGAUCAAAAAUAUAUUGCAUCUGUUUUCAAGAUCGGGAUAACUUUUAUAUAUGUAUUCCAACAAUAAAGUUUCCAUUACAAAUGUA